Xenopus laevis (African clawed frog) is the source of this 3583-nucleotide messenger RNA. It is a transcript of the gene slc40a1.L, whose product is annotated as solute carrier family 40 (iron-regulated transporter), member 1 L homeolog. The record is from RefSeq and is a predicted model, not a curated record. Gene Ontology annotation, cellular component: basolateral plasma membrane; membrane. NCBI's taxonomy places the organism in Eukaryota, Metazoa, Chordata, Amphibia, Anura, Pipidae. The coding region runs from base 279 to 2012 and encodes 577 amino acids. Gene Ontology annotation, biological process: transmembrane transport; iron ion transmembrane transport. Gene Ontology annotation, molecular function: peptide hormone binding; iron ion transmembrane transporter activity. The transcript has 8 exons.
AAAAACAACACAGAUCGGCGAGGAAAGGAGGGCAGCUUUAGAAGGGGAUAGGGGCACCCAGAUUCCCUGGAUCCCCCCCUUUUUUUUUAUUGCUUUUGUAUAAGGUUUUCCCUUUCCAACUUCAGCUACAGUGAUAGCUAAGUUUGGAAAGAAAAAAUAGGGUGUUAAAGAUUUUUCUGUUUAUUUUGUUUUUAUUUUCUUAUAAAAAAAAUUUUUUUUAAAAGCGAUUAUUUUAUAGUACGAAAUUCGUUUUUCCAGAAAAUAGGCUGCCGGAAAUCAUGGGGAAAACUGGCGAUCAGGAAAAGGCAGGAUGUUGCAGUUCCCUUGCAACCUACUUGACAUCUGCCAAAUUUCUCAUGUACCUUAGCCACUCUCUGUCCACCUGGGGAGAUCGUAUGUGGCAUUUUGCAGUUUCUCUUUUUCUUGUUGAACUCUAUGGGAACAGCCUUCUUCUGACUGCAGUCUAUGGGUUAGUGGUGGCAGGCUCUGUCCUUCUCCUUGGAGCUGUAAUUGGUGACUGGGUAGACAAAAACCCAAGGCUUAAAGUGGCUCAGACAUCACUUAUUGUCCAGAAUGCCUCGGUUAUUGUAUGUGGAAUUAUUUUGAUGGUAGUUUUCCUUUACAAGACACAACUUGUGUCAAUGUACCAAGGAUGGCUUUUGACUUGUUGUUAUAUAUUAGUCAUCACCAUUGCAAACAUUGCUAAUCUGGCCAGCACAGCCACUGGUAUCACCAUUCAAAGGGACUGGAUUGUUGUGGUCGCAGGAGAUGACAGGAGCAGAUUAGCAGAUAUGAAUGCUACGAUAAGAAGAAUCGAUCAACUGACAAACAUAUUGGCUCCAUUGGCUGUAGGACAAAUAACGACCUUUGGUUCACCAGUCAUAGGCUGUGGAUUUAUAGCUGGAUGGAACAUGUUAUCAAUGUGUGUGGAAUACUUCCUUUUGUGGAAAGUGUACCAGAAAACACCAGCACUGGCUAUUAAAUCAGGAAAGAAAGAUGAUGAACAAGAAUUAAAGCAACUAAAUAUCCAAGUUAUAGACGCGAAUACAAAUAACAGUCAGAAGCCCACUGAAGACGCGCUGCUUAUGGGAGAGAAAGUUGUAGCUGUUGUGGAUACUAAAAAAGAACCAAGCUGUACUGAAAGAAUGGCAGAGCCAUUCCGAACCUUCCGGGAUGGAUGGGUGGCAUACUACAAUCAAUCUGUGUUUUGGGCUGGAAUGGGUCUGGCUUUUCUCUACAUGACGGUCCUCGGCUUUGACUGCAUCACAACUGGCUAUGCCUACACACAAGGUCUAAGUGGAUCAGUUCUCAGUAUUCUAAUGGGAGUUUCUGCUAUUUCUGGCAUCAUGGGAACCGUAGCCUUCACCUGGCUUAGAAAGAAAUGUGGUCUAAUUCGUACAGGCUUUAUUUCAGGAGUUGCCCAACUAAGUAGCCUUAUUCUCUGUGUGAUCUCAGUUUUCAUGCCUGGAAGUGCCUUGGAUCUAUCGGUUUCUCCAUUUGCAGACAUCAGCACUCGCUUCUUGGAGGGUGAGCCAUUGCCCACUAUGUCUCCUGUUCCUGAUGUGUACUUUACCACUGAUAUACAGAACCUUGGAAAUAACUCCACCUCCCAGUUUAGUGAUUCAGAAGCUGGUAUAUCACUGAUCUCUGUCAGUCUUUUGUUUGCCGGGGUCAUCGCAGCUAGAGUCGGCCUUUGGUCCUUUGACCUGACAGUUACACAGCUCCUUCAAGAAAAUGUAAUUGAAUCGGAAAGAGGCAUUAUAAAUGGGGUUCAGAACUCUAUGAAUUAUUUGCUGGACCUUCUGCAUUUCAUCAUGGUAAUCCUAGCCCCAAAUCCUGAGGCCUUCGGUUUGCUAGUGCUCAUUUCUGUGUCCUUUGUUGCUUUGGGUCAUAUUAUGUAUUUCCGAUACGCUCACCUAAAUCUAGGGAAGCAGGUGUUUGCUUGCUGCUCCCCUGAGCCCAAAACUGUGACGGGUGAUAAUCAGCCAGGUGAAGAGGCCUCUGUUGUUUAAAUAGUUCCUAACUGCAAUUAACGUACAGUACUCUGUGUUAAUUAGUGUAUGUUUAAAAGUGUUAUUCUGGAGUAGUUACAGUGUACAACAGUUAUUAGAAUGGAAAUAUCUAGAUAGUGAAACAAAACACUGCCUAUGACACUGAAAGAGUAACAAUUUUGAUUCAUAUAAAAGUUAUAUGCUUCACAUAUAUUUAGCCACUUUUUAGACCAACAUUCUAAGCCUGGACUUAUCCCUUGCAUUAAGCUUUCAGGGACCAGUAUAAUAUGAUGGCCGAUAAGAGUAGUACUAAAAUAUCAGACAACUUGAAAAUUUGACUGAGAUGGCCAACAUUUUUAAACAAAAGUCAUAUAUGUACACAUUCAGUGUAUGUAGUGGCUUUUUUUUUGCCAUGCACACUGCAUAUGCAUUGGGGUUUGAAACUGUUCGAGCUUCAAUGUCCAGAUUUUGAAUCUCCUUACAAAGAAUAGAUGUAUUUUCCUGUUUCAACACUGAGUGAUAUAAUUGUAAAUACAGUAACAUUUCAUUGGUCAGUUACAUCAUAUUGCCAAACACUGUUAUGCUGGCAUCUAUUUGUGAAAUUAAUCUGAUGCUAGCCAUACACUGAAUUUAAAGCCAUAGGCUGACAUUGGCUGCUCCAGGUCGAGUAUGCAUGAUAAUUGGCUUAAGUGUGGGCCUAAACUAUGGCUUAUCUCACAUACCUUUUUGGAGAUCAGGUAGACUGGUUUGAAAAUCCUUUUGGUUGAGGACCGCUUUGGGCUGUCGAUGCAGUUCUCUCCUGAUGGGUUUUCAUUGGCCCCUUUUUUAAAAUAAUUGUUGGCUCAGGAGCCAAGAGAGUGGCCCAAUUUUGAUACCCAGAUGGCAACCUCACCAGUGUUUACAGCCAACAUAACUGCGAAAGCUGGUUAUUUGUAAAGAAACAAAAGAUAUUGUGAAUGUAUUAUUUUUCUUCUUUGGUCAAAUGGUUUUUAAAAAACGUCCAGACUUGAAUCAUUACUGAAAUAUUAAACUAUGAGCACAUUCAACCUGGAUUCUCUGUGCCUACCUAAGAGUAAUCAACUGUUGUAAAAUUAGUUAUACAUAUAUAUAUAGGUAUAUACAGUAUAUUUAACACCAGCACUGCAGUUUGCUAGAAAUAAAUGCAAUUGUAUAUGACAGCUGACAGAUGCACAUUGUGCCAUAAAUUAUUUGCAAUAUCUGAUAAUAAGUGAGGUUGCUUUUAACCAAAUGAAGAAGCAGAUUAAUACUAUGAAGUUAAUAUGUAAGCUACAAUCAUUGUCUUUUAGUACGACAUUUUCUAACAAUGGAAAAUGGUUUUAAUGUUGUAUAACAUACAUUUGUAUCCAGGAGCAUGCAAGAGGCAGAUGAAAGCGCCAUGCAAUAAAUUUUUAUGCACUUUCUCUUAACCACAGUAAUGACUGUAUACACAAUUUUUACUGGUAACUUCUCGGAUGUAUUACUUGACAGUUCUCUGACUUUCUAUAAAAUUUAAUGUCAUCCAUUUUGCUAUACCAAAUAUUCAUAUUCCUUCUCUUUGUAAUAUUUAAUAAACAGUAAAUGCUGAAAACGAA